Messenger RNA from Drosophila sechellia, 1058 nucleotides. RefSeq lists its product as uncharacterized. Lineage: Eukaryota; Metazoa; Arthropoda; Insecta; Diptera; Drosophilidae. The transcript is spliced from 4 exons. The coding region runs from base 209 to 847 and encodes 212 amino acids. The record is from RefSeq and is a predicted model, not a curated record.
UUAAACAAUAUAUUGAAAUGUACCCUAAAUAUGUGGAAAGAUUUUACGUAAUUAUUAAAUAUGCUCUAUCUAUACAUUUAAAAAUAAAAUAAUCAUAAAUGUACUAGCAACUUUAAAGAAGGAAUUACUUGUAUUAUCUAUUUCUACAUUCAUUAUUUAUACACUUAUUGAACUGAUCAUAUGUUCCUAACUUCAACUGCCACAAAUAAUGUUUCAUUUUUUCGAUAUGAUCUCCAGCAAGAAAUCGCUGUUGAUAUGGGCAUAUGCUAUAGGAUGCUUUGAUCUGAUCAGCGCAUUACUUUUUUCCAUGGUCAGUUUGAAGACAAUAUGCGAUCACCUGAGUUGGCUGACGAUUUUUGCCGCUGUUUUUGGCCUUUUCUGGAUAACAAUGAUUGUGAUGCUGCUGGUUGGCAUUCAUGGGCGCCAUCCCAGAUGUGUUCGUGCCUGGAUUAUCUUCUCCUGCGUGGGAAUCAUGGUCGAGAUGUGCCUGGUGCUGUAUGCCGUUUUCAACGAGAGCACCUUCCAAAUGGGUCUGAUCAAAAAUGGACUUUUACUCAUGGUGGGAUUGAUUGUGGAGUGCAUUUUUCUGUACAUCGUUCAGCGGUUCUACGUGACUUUGGCCUUUUGCCAAGCCUGUCAUAAAGCUAUAGCCUCAAGAAUAGCACAACAGCAGGCUUGUAUGGAAUUGGAAGGAGAACACAGUCACCAAAAGCAUCAUUAUAACUUGGGCGAAACCAAAAGACCUAUUGAAAACCAAAAGCGCAGGGGAAAAAUAGUUCCAAACGCUCCAACACAACCAAUGAAGAUGGGUCUUUUCAGACCUUCAUACAGCAGCUCGGCAACGUAAAAUGAAGGCCUAUUUUUUAUUUUAUAGCUAAAAUAUUAAAAUACACGUUUGUAAAAAUAAUAAAAAUAUAUUAUUUAGCUACAGGGCACGAAACUCUUCGAAUUCGCAUGAAUACUUCUUGAUUUCUUCUUUACUCACUGCUGAGCAAAUUAUUUUAAAAGGAUUUUGUGUUUAACAUUGGCGUUCUAGUGUGUGUGUGUGGCUUGUGUAG